Molecule: messenger RNA, 4963 nt
Organism: Neurospora tetraspora
Lineage: Eukaryota; Fungi; Ascomycota; Sordariomycetes; Sordariales; Sordariaceae
Product: putative HFM1/MER3 protein
Exons: 4
Coding region: 123-4820 (1565 amino acids)
Molecular function (GO): nucleic acid binding; ATP binding
Source: RefSeq, a predicted model, not a curated record
AUGAGCUUUGUCUGUAUAGCUUCACUUUCCAUCGCUCGUUACCACUUCGCAUUACUUGCUGUCGUUUGUUCAAAUCCGUCGUGCCAUCGUUGAACCCCCAUCGAUCACAACGUGAAGCAACCAUGACGGGACGUUGGCGCGAGUCGGCGCGCGAAAGAAUAGCCCAAAGACAGCGAGAAAGACACAGAUCCGAUAUCCUCGAUGACCGCGACGAACUUGCCAUGUCUCCUCGUCCGGGCUAUUACCCGGAACGCUAUCGUGAUGAACACGACCGUGGACAGCUUGGGCCACCAACAAGCUACUAUGCCGAACCACCUCAGCCAUAUGCAGACGAGCUAGACAAUUUCGAUCGCCAUUUUCUUGCCCAUCCUGCCCCGCAAACUCGUGACGACGAACAAUAUCAAAUUGCGCUCUCGCAUCUUAGCAGACAUGCCCGGCCUCACAUCUCCCCCGGAUACAGCUCGUAUAUGGACGCCACUAUGUCCCAGUCCAUGUCUGCUGGCCCGCCUACCUCCACCAUGGUACCUGUUACCGAUGAUCACCUCAUCCCGACUCCGAGGACACUGGAAAUUAUCAGCCGUGAACCAAAUCAUCGCCUCAGGGAACUGUAUGGCUCACACCAGCAGCUAACGCCUCCGAUGCAUUCCGCAGCUUCAUACGCACACAGCCCCGCGAGUCAAGCGCCCACCAAAGACACUCUUCAUAGCCUCAGUAGCUCCAGUCCUACCAUACGAGCCAGCGCGCACAAAAAGCAAAGUGCCUCUCGACGCGCCCGUCAGAUGUCGUAUGUGGUCGAAGAACCCAUGGAAGCAUCUCAGUCAUCCCAGCCAUCCCUAGCUACCCACACAGAUUCUACUCAGUCGACCCCAAUUGUUCACGGUAUACGGCUGGUGAGUGUACGACAGGCCUUGCCAAGCAGGUUUCAGGAAGUCUUCCCUUACGAAUUGCUCAAUGCUGUACAAUCGAAAUGUUUCGGAGUUGUCUAUGGGUCCACCGACAACGUGGUCAUAUCUGCACCGACAGGAAGCGGCAAAACAGCCAUCCUGGAACUCGCCAUCUGCAAACUUGCUCUUGAUCGAGGCAACGAGAACUUCAAGAUUGUCUAUCAAGCUCCCACCAAAGCUCUUUGUUCCGAGAAGGCUAGGGAUUGGGAGAAGAAAUUCAGCCAUAUGGGCUUGAAAUGUGCUGAGCUGACCGGCGACACCUCCCAAGCCGAGAUGAGGAGAGUCGGGGAAGCUUCCAUUAUUGUCACCACUCCCGAGAAGUGGGAUUCCAUAACACGCAAGUGGCAGGACCAUCGCAAGCUUCUCCAACUUGUCGAAUUAUUCCUCAUCGACGAAGUUCACAUCCUCAAGGACGUCCGCGGUGCUACCCUUGAGGCUGUGGUGUCGCGGAUGAAGACUAUUGGGGCUAAUGUUCGUUUCGUUGCACUGAGCGCCACUAUUCCCAACUCAGAUGACAUUGCAAAGUGGCUGGGACGUAAUCACACGACUCAACAGCUCCCUGCUCACCGUGAGGUCUUUGGUGAGGAAUUUCGUCCUGUCAAGCUGCAGAAGUAUGUCUACGGAUACGAAUGCAAUGGGAAUGACUUCAUCUUUGACAAGUUUCUCGACUCGAAACUCCCCAUGCUGCUCUCUAAGCACAGUCAACGGAAACCGAUUCUGGUCUUCUGCUUUACGAGAAAAUCAUGCGAGUCUACGGCCACCAUGCUGGCGGAGUAUGCCUCGGCGUUGUCAGAAACUAACAGCCUGUGGCCGAUUCCAAAAAAGAGAAUUCCUGUUGUCAGCCGCGAACUGCAGGAAAUUGUUCAGUUUGGUGUUGCCUUCCAUCAUGCGGGUCUUGACGUCCAAGACAGAGUUGCUAUUGAGCAACAUUUUCUGAGAGGGGAUUUGAGCGUCAUCUGUUGCACAUCAACGUUGGCCGUUGGCGUCAACCUCCCCUGUCACACGGUCGUCAUGAAAGGGACCGUCGCUUUCAUGGACGACAAGCUUCAAGAGUACUCGGAUCUCGAGGUUAUGCAGAUGCUAGGACGAGCGGGCCGACCGCAGUUUGAUACCAGCGCUACCGCUGUCAUUCUGACGCGUGCUUCAAACAAGUUACGCUACGAAAACAUGGUCUCCGGUCGGGAAAUACUCGAAAGCACCCUGCAUCUCAACCUCAUCGAGCACCUUAACUCUGAGAUAUGUCUUGGAACAAUCAGUGAUCUUUCUUCAGCAAAGUUAUGGCUUGGUGGGACAUUCUUGAGUGUUCGUCUCAGACGAAACCCUGAUCAUUACCGACUUACAGGUGACAUCUCGAAUCCUUCCCAGAUCGACGACAAGCUCGAAGAGAUUUGCGAGCGUGACAUAAAGCUUCUGCAGAACACCCAGUUAGUGACUGCAGACGCAAAGUUCAAGUGUACAGAGUAUGGCCGUGCAAUGUCCAAGUACAUGGUGGAGUUCGAGACGAUGAAGUUGAUAUUGAAGAUUCCGCGAGCUGCUGGCAUUGAUGCCUUGAUCACUGCUCUCGCUGAAGCAGUAGAGUUCAAAGAGUUUCGCAUAAAACCCGCCGAAAGGACACUCUUCCGGGAGAUCAACAAGAACCCGCUCAUUAUGUAUCCAGUGAAAGAGCAAGUCCAGCAUACUCAACACAAGAUCUCCCUGAUUGUGCAGGUUCAUCUUGGGUGUGUUCAGUAUCCAGAUUCCACUGAGGCGUCCAAGCUCAGACGACAGCUCAUGAUGGAAAAGAAGAUGAUAUUCGAGAGACUCCAGCGCCUUGCACGUGCUGUAAUUGAUUGCAAGGGGUUUGAUCGUGAUGCCCCCGGAGUGAAGAGCGCUUUGGAACUGGCUAGGGCACUUUCAGCCGAGUCUUGGGAAGGUCGUCCAACACAACUCACCCAGAUUCCCAACAUUGGUCCAGUUGGUAUGAGGAAGUUGGCAAGCAAGGGCAUUCGGACAGUGUUGGAGCUUGCAGAGAAAGAAGGCAUUGAACUCGAACGGCUCAUGUCUCGGCAGCCGCCAUUUGGAAAGAAGCUGAAAGCAGAUCUUGACAAGUUCCCUCGUCUUGAUAUUGAGGUGUCGGUCGUCAAAUAUAUCACCCCCAAGAGGCGCAAUGAAGACGUAACACUCAACGUUCAAGCCACACUUCGAUACCACAACCAGAACGGCCCCCCAAACUGGCUGGGCAGGUGCCCGAUGCUUACAUUCAUGAUCGAGUCUUCAAAUGGGAAUCUGCUAUACUUUUGGCGCGGAAGUCUCAGGAAGAUCGACAAACAGAUCGGGCUCGUACUUCCAUUUCCUGUUCCGUUAAAAAGUCCGGAUGAGCGUAUUAUCUGCCAUCUCAGCUGCGAGGAAAUUGUUGGAACACUCGUCUCGAAAAUUCUGAAGCACGAGGUACCCCUAGCAGCUUUUCCAUCCCAGCAGUCUCGGCAGGGCAGAACAACUCCCACAAACGGAGGGCAAACGCAGCGGCUAUUGAAGGAAACAGCCGAAGAAUACCUGGAUGAUGAUGGAAUAGACGACUCGGACCUGCUCCAAGCAGCUGAUGAAGCAACUUCCUGUGCUCCUGCCAUUCAUGGAGCCAAGUACGAAUCAGAAUCAGAUCCCGACGAGUAUCCUGAGGUGGAAGAGCUCAUGGAAGUUGUGACCCAAGCGAGCGAGCCAGCGCAUCAGAAAUUUGAUAGGCAUCUGGCUGCGAAUGAGGCCGAUGACUCGGGAGACAUGGAGAACAGCCAGAUACUAGACCGUGAGCCUGUGCAAUUGCCAAACGGUAAAUGGCAAUGCAACCAUGCUUGCAGUGGAGGAGCACCUACGAAAUCGGGGAAGCCUUGUACCCACAAGUGUUGUCAAGAGGGCAUCGAGAAGCCAAGAAAGCGACCUACCAAAAAGCGGAAGGAGAUAGAGCAAGGAGAUCAGAAGAGCGAAUCUCAGGGCGUACUGACUCAAUCGUCUUUUGACGCGUUGAACAAGAUAUCAUCAGCGGGAAGUCAAGUGGCCGUCAACAAGACAAUCCCACGUGCCGCGACCAAAAAGGAGGCAUUCGAAAAGCCCUAUGAGCCGGUUAACAAGAAGCCCAAGUUGGAACUGCCCCUGCAGAAGCAAACCAUCGACGGAGUUGAUUUUGAUUACAUCGACCUUUCGUUUGAUGAUGACGAGUUUCAAGAUAUUGCGGCUGGCGUGCAGCGAAAGACAACCGCAACAACCACCGCCAACCAGGGGCAACGUACCAGCAUUGACAGCCAAUCUUCACACAAUGAGGCUUGGGGAAUUAUUCAGACCCAAAGUGAAGAUGCAAGAGGCCCUGCAGCGUCAACGCAGAACAUGGUGGCAGAUCAGAGCAUCAUGUUUCCAUUGCCAACCCAAGUCUAUGGGGAUGACCCAUUUGACGCGGGCGAUCUCGCAAUCCUCGAUGGCAUGAUGUUGGAAGCAAGCAACAGACACACAACCAAAUCGCCCUUCAGCAUUGGCGGAAAGGAUCAAGUCUUCUAUCAGACUCCUUCCAGUCAGUCUCUCGGACCUGGCAUGAACUUGCCCGAUGAACUCGUUCCGCUCAAUCCACAGUCCGCGGGGAACAUCAACCAGUCAGCCACCGUGAUUGAUCUCGACUGGGACGACGUGCCCAUGGGAGGUAAAGAUGCUACGCACGAUGACCAAUCUGUUUCUUACACCAUCGAAGCCCCUUCUCCACACGGAUUUGCCCAUGGCAGCCCCCAGACCCCCAACGAUGUCAAGAGUAAUGGGGCCAAAGACCAGAAACCAAAGAUAGAGGGUGAGCCAGAGUGGGUAUCGACCAUGGACCCUGACAUUAUUGACAUGCUUCGAGGCUUUGUAACAUUUGUGUGAAGGAAAAGGGAAGUUGAUGUAGUGUAGGAUGAUGGAGUGCGGGUUGCUGCUUUUGCUGGUGUGUUGGCUGGCCCUUUUGGUACGGUGAUUUCUGCUACUUUAUUAUGCUCACAUGUUUAAAGGUACUGGGGAAAUGGUAUUUC